AUGCUUUUCCUUUUCCUUGUCAUCAUGAUCUUUCUCCCCCAAAGGUAUUGUAUCGAAUCAUCCACGUUCAUCCCCGUAUCUGUUUGGUACCUCAAGCUGGCGGAGAGCAAUGGACGUUUGAUCAUGGACCGACCCAAGGUACCCAAGAACGUGGUUUAUUCCGAAUGGCAAGAUGAACAAUCUAGGUUACAAGGUGAGAUAGUGAUUGAGAAGAUGAAGCAGUAUAAUCUGGACGUUUCAAAAUCUACAAAGUCUGGUUUUCACAAGUGGUGGAAGGAGAGGUACGGGACCCUCAUACCCAUCCGGAUCGAAUACUUUACUAGGAAAUACGGGCCAUUGUUCGAGCGGGAAGUUCCUUUCUGGUCCUCUCAAGCCAUCGUGUACAAUAACAGUAACCGUCGACAAGUGGCCGAAAGACGUAGGGAUCCCAUCCGUCCGAAAACUUUGACUCUCCCUUGGUCAUCUCGCUUAUCCUCCUCUUCAGGUCUGGGAAGGAGCCAUGAUCGUGUUUCUAGUUUGGACACUGGGUAUUCCGCUUCCUCUGCUCUGGAUACCAGCAGAGCCAGCAGAGAACGAAUAUACUCUAUUCCUGGUGGUUCUGAAAGGAGAGAUCAACGCGAAAGAUCAGAUCAUGCCUCCUCUCCCAUCUCCGUUAUAGCCACAACAACAACGCAAGGCAUGUCAGACCAAACACGGUUGACACACGUCGAAAACGACUCGGACUCUGGCCCUGGACGAAGUUUCAUAAUGACCCAAGACACGGAUAAAAGAUCCAGUCCGGGGGUUAUGCUCGCCAGUCUCAAGAAGAGGAAAAGAGACAAAGACGUAGACGUUGCCCACCCCAUCCCCCACUCCGAACCCGAAACCCGAACCCGAAGAAAGAUAUCUUCUUCCCUCUACAUGUCCAAUAUUCGACUGGAAGAAAGAGAUUUUAAUUUCCGACGGCUUAUUGAAAUUGAACAAGAAACAAACACCGUCAAUCCUUUGGACAUGUUGGCAUUAGUAGCGAUGGAUAAACCUCCUUCUCUUCCUUUACCUUUACCUCCUCAUCCACAUCCGAUUCGCCCGAUCUCCCAGCUAAGGCUGACACGUCCUACGAACCAAAUCAGGAUAGAGUACAGAGGGUCCUUGAUAUGGACAUCCGAUUGGAAACUCAUGCUUCCUAACGCCAUCCGUGCCCGAUCAACCUGGAAUCUCUUCCAAGUCGACGUCUCUCUCCAUCGUCUUUUUCCUUAUCAUCUUUCAUCCAGUCCCAGUCGUCCCAGUCACAAUCUUGCACCCCACACCGUCCAUCCAUCGUCCGUAGAGACCACUCACCCUCCCACUUCCACUUCCACUUCCACUCCCACUCCCACUCCCACCUCUCCGUCUCCCGCGACGAUGCAACCGCCCCACGCACACCGAUCGACCGAGGAAAAUUCGCCCGGUCGGUUGGUAGAUCGGUUGGAAGAAAGAGGACCCAUGUUGGAUUUUACCGCCGUGAGAAGAAUCUUAACCCCUGAUCACGACACGGGGAAAGGGACGGAUCCAGACUUUGAAAGAAAGAUUCAUCAGUUGAAAGUCAUGGCCGCUUGGUUGAAAGUAGUCAUACGUCGACCUUGGAGAAAAAGAUCAAAAUCAAUGAAAACUCAACAAGAACCUAUCGUCGUUGGAGUUUUGGUAGGUGAAAAAGGACCUAGGUAUAUAUUACCACCAAAUUUCAAACAAUCCCGUCUACAAGAUGGAAUCAUUUACCUCGCCGUGUGUCCUUUCGUAUAUGAAGAAGAAACAAAUGUGAACGCCCGACUAUCAUCACGACUUGUCACCGGUUGGACGGAAGAUGAACAUGAGGAGAGAAGAGACCAAAGUGAAAUAUCUUGGAUCGUCACUGUGGUCCGGCGGAUAUCAAAAGAUGGUUAUUCCCUCGGACGACGAAUGGAUGAAUCUCUCCGACAACGACGUAUAGGUGAGGAUGAUUCUGAGAGAGAUUGCAAGAAAUGUUCAAGGUACGAAAUGAACAAGCUGUUUUUGUCAAUGGGUUCAUCGGAAAAUGAUUUCAUCUCGACCAUGUUCGAUCCUGAUUUUUCAUCGACGAGAAUUUGCAAAGUGAACAAUGGCAAUCGUCGUAUCGAUCAAAUCGUAAAGGACAUGAAACGUACGAUGAAUCAGGUGGAAAACCUUGACGAAAUGUUGCUAGGGAAAGACCAAGAAGAAGAUGAUAGACCGAGUAGUGGUGAACAACACAAACACGUUGAUUUCGAUGACGACCCACAUGUUCGACUACCCAUGUUCAUACACGAGAGCGGAACAAGGACAAGGCUCGAUCUCGAUCCUCUGAUCAAAGCUUGUUUAGUGGUAGAACACGCACUUUUGUCUUGCUCACGAGAUGACACAGAGUUAGCCGGCUGCAAGGAGGGUUUGCGAGUCGAUGACACUGACACUGAUACGGUCGAUCUGGGAGAUCUGGGGGGGGACCCAAGCGCAGAACUGUGGGCUAGGUUGAUAGUGUUGAUCCUCGAACUCAGGUUCGAAUUCCAGAACGAAGAUAGAGAAGGGGGGAAAAGUGGGGGUGAUGAGUCAGAGUCUGAUUCAGGGGAUGAUAUCUAA
Molecule: messenger RNA, 2586 nt
Organism: Tremella mesenterica DSM 1558
Lineage: Eukaryota; Fungi; Basidiomycota; Tremellomycetes; Tremellales; Tremellaceae
Exons: 7
Coding region: 1-2586 (861 amino acids)
Source: RefSeq, a predicted model, not a curated record